Molecule: messenger RNA, 2792 nt
Organism: Cynocephalus volans (Philippine flying lemur)
Lineage: Eukaryota; Metazoa; Chordata; Mammalia; Dermoptera; Cynocephalidae
Gene: MYADM
Product: myeloid associated differentiation marker
Exons: 2
Coding region: 439-1404 (321 amino acids)
Cellular component (GO): plasma membrane; cell-cell junction
Source: RefSeq, a predicted model, not a curated record
CGCCCCCGCAGCCACCGCCCAGGGCCGUCCCGCCAGCCGGCCGCGCGGGUUCUCUGGCCCGAGCAGGGUUAAGAUCACAAGAGCACCGGCGCAGGCCCGCGGGGCGUGCACUUUCACUCGUUCCUCUCCACUGCGGCCCACACAAUUUGUAGAAGGGGAGGAAGGAGAGGGGCGGGGCUUCCCCGGGGUCACCGCCCGGUCCCUUCUGGGACUCCGGGCCAAUUCUCUGCCAAGGCAGGAAGGCGCACCCAGGCUGCAGAACCUCACGGCGGGUCCAGCAGGUUGGCUGGGUCCCGGAAGGGAGAGGCCCAGUAUGAGCUGUACGCUGACGUCCUCUUUCCCCCUCAGGUGCUCUUACCAAAUUUUUCCACGUGUGUGACUUAAUCCGUCUUAACAGCCAGAUCUUUCUCCGUUGGGUCCUCAGCUAAGACCUCUGCCAUGCCGGUGACAGUGACCCGCACCACCAUCACAACCACGUCAUCAUCCUCAGGCCUAGGGUCCUCAACCAUUGUGGGGUCCCCUUGGGCACUGACUCGUCCCCUGGGCCUCCUCCGCCUGCUGCAGCUGCUGUCCACUUGUGUGGCCUUCUCUCUGGUGGCGAGUGUGGGCGCCUGGACAGGGCCCAUGGGUAACUGGUCCAUGUUCACAUGGUGCUUCUGCUUCGCCGUGACCCUCAUCAUCAUCAUCGUCGAGUUAGGCGGGCUCCAGGCCCGCUUCCCGCUGUCUUGGCGCAACUUUCCCAUCACCUAUGCCUGCUACGCCGCCCUCUUCUGCCUCUCGGCCUCCAUCAUCUACCCCACCACCUACGUCCAGUUCAUGUCUCCUGGCCGUUCCCGAGACCACGCCAUUGCUGCUACCGUCUUCUCCUGCAUCGCUUGUGUGGCAUACGCCACUGAAGUGGCCUGGACCCGGGCCCGGCCUGGCGAGAUCACUGGCUAUAUGGCCACCGUGCCGGGGCUGCUCAAGGUGCUGGAGACCUUUGUGGCCUGUGUCAUCUUUGCCUUUAUCAGCAACCCCGACCUGUACCAGCAGAAGCCGGCCCUGGAGUGGUGCGUGGCAGUGUAUGCCAUCUGCUUCAUCCUGGCAGCAGUGGCCAUUCUGCUGAACCUGGGGGACUGCACCAAUGUUCUGCCCAUCCCUUUCCCCAGUUUCCUGUCAGGGCUGGCAUUGCUGUCCGUCCUCCUCUACGCCACUGCUCUUAUCCUCUGGCCCCUCUACCAGUUCGAUGAGAGGUAUGGCGGCCAGCCCCAGCGGGCGAGAGAUGUGAACUGUGCCAGCAAACACACCCACUAUGUGUGUUCCUGGGACCGCCGACUGGCCGUGGCUAUCUUGACGGCCAUCAACCUUCUGGCUUACGUAGCGGACCUGGUGUACUCUGCCCGUCUGGUUUUUGUCAAGGUCUAAGAUUCCCCCAAGGGGCUCCCAUUUCCCUCUUUCCAACUGCUUCAUUCUUCUCUCCCAAGUUUUUUUUACUGGGUCCUCAUUUUCUCUUCCUUUCCUAUUUCCUCCUCCUGUCUCCCCUCCCUCCCAUCUUUUUCAUUUCCUUUCUGAUUUAUCAUGCUCUUUCCUGUUUCUCUGACUCCUUUUCUCCUCUUUCCUCUUGCUCUCCAUUUCCUUUCCUUCCUGUUUUGUUCUGUGGCCCACAUCCUGUUUGCCUCUGAGCUGCUUCUCUUUUUUUUUGCUGUCAUCUUUUUUGCCUUUUCUGCUUCUCAUCUCUUUGUGGUUGAUUUUCCUGUUGGUUUUGUCAUCUGCCUGUUUCUUGACCACCUACCUAUUCUUAUUUCCUCAGGAGCCCUAAGACUUCUUUCGCCUUCUCCUCCCGCCCCACCUCCAAAGGUGCUGAGCUCCACACACCCCACACUCCUCUUUGCAGCUAUCCUUUCCAUGGCUCUGCCAAGGGCCUUAUUGCCAAAGCAUGCCCGCCCGCCCUAGCUGUGCCUUAGUUAGUGCAUAUGUGUGUGUUUGGGGGGGUAAGGGGUGGGGCUAGGGAUUGGGCCCCCUUUCUCCUAGUGGAGGAGGGUGUACAGUGCACCUCCCCUUUAGGUUAAAAAUCUCUGGAGGUCAAUAAUUUCCAGUGGGCGGGAGGCUUUAAGCACAGACCCUGGGUCCUUAGGUCCUGCCUGGCAUUCAGCCUUGCCUAAGAUUGGCUCCAGAAUUUUUGCCAGGCUUACUAAAAACCCACUGCCUAGAGGCCAUUUUAAAAGAAGCAAGGAGUGGAUGUCUUUCAUCCCAACUAUUGUCUGUGGUAUCAAAAGAAGGAGCCGGGCAAAGAACCACAGUCUUGAAGACAACCGUAUGAAGUACUUGUGAGGGGCACUGAUGUGGCCUUCCAGACUCAGUGUUAAAAAUAUCAUGUCCUGCUUUGGUGAGGACAAGAAAAUGGCCACUGUUGGCCUUAAAGGCACUAUCAAUCUGGAUCUUUUUCUUUUCCUUUUUCUGGUCAUGAGGGCAAAAAUUACUGGGUGGCCCUGUUCUUAAAGAAGAAAGUUUCCUUUGUUCGGGGGGGGAGGUGAGUGGGUUGGGGAGGUGGGUGUCGGGGUGAGGAUUGCUUCUGCCAUAGCCAGAGGAAUGGCAUUGCUUGAGUGUGUGGUGCACACGCACGUGUAUUUUUGUGUGCUAGUUGCUUCUUGCUGCUUCCUGCUUCUCUGGGACUCACAUGCAUAACAUGAUAUAUAUAAAUGUAUAAAUAUAUAUUUUAUUUUUUUUUAAUUUCCCAGAGCUUUUGGUUUUCAUCAGCUCCUGCUGUCAAUCAUAGAGAGAAGCCUUGUCCCUUCCCCCACUUCCACAUCCAU